Pecten maximus is the source of this 2594-nucleotide messenger RNA. Its product is annotated as U11/U12 small nuclear ribonucleoprotein 48 kDa protein-like. The transcript is spliced from 8 exons. Lineage: Eukaryota; Metazoa; Mollusca; Bivalvia; Pectinida; Pectinidae. The record is from RefSeq and is a predicted model, not a curated record. Gene Ontology annotation, cellular component: cytosol; nucleoplasm; U12-type spliceosomal complex. The coding region runs from base 290 to 1471 and encodes 393 amino acids.
AAACCUACAUUGUGUGUAGUGUUUAUCAUUAUUGGAAUUCUGUCAACAGGCAGAUCUAUUGGGAGUGGCACAUAUUCCCAAUCCACUUUCUUUCAAAGUUAGGUGGUUCUUAACUUGCAUUGCUUUAUAAUUAGUCACUGGCCAAUCAGAAUAGGCGUUACUUCACGCUUACGGAAGUACACUUUCACAGUUCCCCGGAUGACGAUGAACGACAACAAAACUACCGAUGUGUACAUGUGCUGACCGAAGUGAAAGGAUGUAAAACUGGUUAUCCUUAAAGGCGGAGAGCAUGGAUGCUGCUAUGGAGAAAGAAUCCUUUAUCAGUGGCCUAAAACAAUUUGUGGAUGUGUGUCAAAAUGACCUCAACAACAUUCUCCAGGGUAUAGGAUGGACAGCAGAGAAUAUUUUGGAGCAUGACGAUCGAGGUCUUUGUCCACAUGACAGUAACCAUGUGAUGCCAGCUGCCAGUCUAGACAAACAUACAGCCAUAUGUCCGCUGUUGAAGAAAGGCUACACAAAGGAGGAAGCAAUUCAACAGAGAGAAAGUAGCCGAUUUUUCUAUGAAGGCCAGGAAGCCAGUGUGCCAACCGUGAAAAUUGAUCAGGAGCUGACAAACAAGAUUCUCUGGGAUCAUCAUGUGAAGAACCGAUCAAUAUUUUAUGGCCAGAAAGAUGAUUGUUUGACGAGAGACAAUCAAGAGGUUCGACUGACUGCCUCAGAAAGAGCUGCCAUUUACGAACAUGUUGUGUCGAAAGCAAAGGAGGAGCGUGAAUUUAUGCCACUUGAUGAUGAAUUUCUCACCAUGAAUCUGGAAGAAUUUGUCAAGAAAAAAAUAACAGGAAAGGAUGGCUCCACUGGCAACAAUCCGUCGAACUACUUAGAAUACAUCAAAACUGAACGGGACUAUAAACGCCGUCGACAGACAUACAGAGCCAAGAAUGUCUACACUACAAAGAAAUCCUAUACUGAGGUUAUAAGAGAUGUUAUAGAAAACCAGACAGAUCUUUUUGCAUCCUUUAUGAAUCUAGAAAGUCGAAGAAAUACAGAAAAAGAAGACACGGAAGAAAUCUCGAAAGGACAAAGCUCGGAUCGAAUUGGUGUUGAAACUGAGGAAUUAUUGAUGGACAGAAAGAAAAAUUAUUCAUCCUCAAGAGAUAGAUCUAGAGAAAGAAGUGUAGUUAGGUCUAAAGAAAGAAAGUUUGACAGAUCAGGAGAACGAGAAAGUCGUCGGCAAAGGAAUUCAGAUUAUAUUGACAGUAGAUCUGAUGAGAGAAUUAGGGAAAGGGGUGCUGAGCAAUCUCUGGAAAGGGACAAUUUAGGAGAUAUUGACCAACGAGAUGAGGAAAGGGAAAAGGGGAGGAAAAGGUCAAUGUCAUUGUCAGAAGGCAGUGAGAGCGAUACCAGCAAACGACACAAGAAACAUCACAAGAAACAUAAGCAUAAACACAAACAUAAACAUAAGUCAAAAUAGGUCAAAUAAGGUCACAGUGUUAUUCAUCAUAGUAGGUCACCUAAGGUCACAGUAUCAUACUUACAGUAGAUCCUGUAAGGUCAUAGAAAAAUGAUCAAAUUAAGCUACAAAUUUAUUGUAGGUUCCAUACUGUCGAAGUAAAAUACAAAAAGUAGAUAAACAAGAAGGUCAUAAAAGGGUCACACGGUCAUAGGAUAGGGUCACAGAAAAAUGGAAUAAGCCAGGUGACAUUUGGUCGCUGUCAAAGUGGAUAAAAUUCUGUUAAUGGUUAUUACGUACGGUCAAGUUGCACUAAAGUAUAUACUGUAUUUCAUUUUUCAUCUCUCUGUGCAGUAUAUUGGUCGGAUUAUAUAUCUCAUUCAUUUGCCGUGUGAUUACAAUACUUAACUUUUGUAUCAUGUUUGUUAUUAGGGAUUUACAUCCUCGCAACAGCUAAGGUCGUAGGAGUGAUGUCUGGAUGAUAAUUGAGGUCACUGACAUACACUUAUAUAUUGGUAUCACACUGAAAUGCCAUUCAUCGGCACAGGGACCUGACAAAAAUUCACAAUUCUUGUUCCCGUGCAUUUCCGUCCGGACUGUGAGUUUUCCGGACUAUCGGCGUCCGGAUUAUCGCGGGUCCACUGUAUAUAUAUAUAUAUAUAUAUAUAUAUAAGAGCAUGUUCUAUCAGUCACAUUACACAAUGAGAUAAUAUGAAAUCGUGAUAAACACAUUCAUUUUAUGCGAUUGCACGAUUUAAUGUAUUGUGACGAAACUGCAUCCGAGGUAUACUUCAUGUAUUGAUAAGCGAAUUUUUAUUAAGCAUAUGAAAAAAUGUAAUUGCUGUAAUUAAAUAUACACCAAUAUUAUGUAUUGCUACAUGUAUGCAUAUGCAUGGAAGAAAAUAAAAAAAUUCCAAAACAAAAAAAAACUAUCUACACUAUUGACAAUAGGGAUACUGAAUAUACCUACCUAACUAUCUACACUAUUGACAACAGGGAUUCUGAAUACAACUACCUAACUAUCUACACUAUUGACAACAGGGAUUCUGAAUACAACUACCUAAAUAUCUACACUAUUGACAACAGGGAUUCUGAAUACAACUAUCUACAAUAUUGACAACAAGAAUACUGAAUACAACUACCU